This is a messenger RNA of Microplitis demolitor, 3338 nucleotides long. RefSeq names its product poly [ADP-ribose] polymerase 1. The record is from RefSeq and is a predicted model, not a curated record. Gene Ontology annotation, molecular function: NAD+ poly-ADP-ribosyltransferase activity. Bases 1493 to 3013 code for a protein of 506 amino acids. NCBI's taxonomy places the organism in Eukaryota, Metazoa, Arthropoda, Insecta, Hymenoptera, Braconidae. The transcript is spliced from 2 exons.
UUAAAAAAAAAACUUUUUAUUUAAAUCAGAACAGAAAAAUUCAAACAAAUAAUUUUACUUGAGGUUCGCAUAAUUUAGAAUUUAAUUUUUAAGAAAUUUAAAAUUGGCGCCAAAAUCAAAAUAAGCGCGCAUGUCCCCAAAGUCAUUGUUACUAGAAUUAUAAGAUAAAAAACAAUAAAUCAUUAAAAAGAUAAUAAUAAUCAUAAUAAUUAAUUUAAUUAAAAACCUUCAACUGUACAUAUAAUUAAUUAUUAAUUAUGUGUGUAAUUAGUAAAUAGAUAAUUAUAAUAGUUUCCCGGUAAAAAUGAGAAAAGCUCUAAGUCACUAGACAGUUAUCCAAUCACAGUGAAGACAUUGCGCGCAUACUCGUCUUUGAUUGGUUUGUAAACAAGUCAUAUUAAUGUUACGUCCCAGCCUGCUCAUCAGAUGUCUCUGACUAUUUUUAAAUACUAAUUAUUAAGAGACCGAUCUGGGACCUAACUAAUUAACUAAGAUGUAUAUUGAUAAUUUAGCAAGUUGCAUAAUUAAUAAGUUACUCUAUAUUAUAGGAUAUAAUAUAAUGUAAUAAUAUAGCAUAACAUAAUAAUAUAAAAUAAUAUGAUAUUAUUUAGAAUAUUUGAAACAUAUUGAUAAAGUUAUUUUUCUCUUAAUAUUUGUUAUGUAUAAAUAAACGCUGACGCCUCGAGUAAAUCCUCGAGACGUGCAGCUGCACAAACAUCUAUUUUGUUCUAAGAUAACUUUUGUUCAUAGAUAAGUGACUCAUUUGUUAAUAAUAAAAACGGAGAAAGCGUGAGAACGGAGAAUGGAUCAUUCGAGAAUAUUGCUUAUCACGAUCCACCCCUCUAUAUCGAACGAUGCGCGGGCCUGAUGCCCAAGCGCCUCGUAUUGAUAAGAGACUUACUCUAGUUUUUCUCGAUCAAGAGAAUUCAGUCUGAAAUAUAGAAUCAUAGAGAGCAGUCAGGCUCAAUAUUAAAUACUAAACUUCUUUCUCACCCUUUCGAAGUUAUUGUUAGACGAACUUUAACAAUUUAUAAAUUGAUUCAAUUGUAUAUUUUCACAUUAUUGAAAUUAUUCUUUUACAAUUGAAUAAAUCGGAUUGAGAUAUAAAAUAAUAACCAGUUUAUUUCAACCACCGAAUGGUGGCUGUUCAACCCCUACUAAAUAAUUAUUUAUAAUUAUAUGUAAGUUCUCAUUACGUCCAAUUCAAAUCGACCGCUCAACCACGCCAGCGCCAAAACAUCAACCAGGACGUAACAUUAAGUAGAGAAAUUCAUAAAUCCCACAAGUAAAUCUUGGAAUUCGGUUUGCUACAGAUCGAGUUGUUCGAGCUUCAAAUGUUUAGAAAACACGAGCAUUGUUUGAGGUUUAAAACAGAGAGACAGAGAGUUUGAAAUUACACGCUUAUAUUCAUUGACUGAAUAUUUAAUUUUAUAAGUUAUAUUAGAAGUCAUUCAAUUAUUUAAUUAUUAAAUAAUUAAUAAAAAACUACAAAAUGGAUUUAAUGCGACGUAUUGAAAGUCUAACUAUAAAUGACAGGAAUCCGCCAAGCGGAGACAAUAUAAGUGGAGAAUCUUUAAAACGAUGGAUCGAAGGCUGUGAAAAACUGAAACCCGAUUCCAAAGUAAGAAAUGUCACUAAUAUUUACCGCAAUAGUGUUAAGGAAUACUCAGCCGUAUUUUUAAAAACUAAUGCGCGCGAUCAAAUCCAUUACUACAAACUUGAAAUCCGAAAACAUAAAACAGAAGACAAGUACUGGCUAUUUCGUACCUGGGGGACAGUGGUAACCGUCCAUGGGGACGAUUUGCUUCAAGAAUUGCCACGCAAAGCUUGUAUUAAAAAAUAUAAAUGGCUUGUGAAAUCACAUCAAAAAAGAGACUUUAUUACUUUGCAAAUUACGCUUCAUAAUAACGUGAAUUCAAAUAUCAGUACUUUUGAAAGUAAACUACCGAUUUCCGUUCAAAAUUUAAUGAAACUCAUUUUCAACGCCGACAAUAUUAGCAAAGUAAUGGAAGAGUAUAAUCUUAAGAAAAUAAGACCCGGCCAGUUGUCGAAUAAAAAAAUCCGAAAAGCUUAUGGCAAAUUGAAAAUGAUUACCCAGGCACUAAACACUCCGUUCAAUGACCCCGAGAGAAUUUCACUUAUAAUCAAAGGAACGAUCAGCUUCUAUGCCUGCAUUCCUCACCAAAUUAUCGUCAAUAAACUUCCCAUGUUAGACAACAAAGAAAUAAUUGCAGCAAAAUUUGAUAUGCUAGACGAAUUAUUCGAAAUUAACCUAGCCGACAAAAUUAUGAAUUUUAAAACUGGAGAACUUCGUAGUGUACUAGACAUUUAUUACGAUAAAUUGAAUACAGACAUCAGUGAACUUAACAUGAACAGUAAGGAGUUCAAAAUGAUUAAAAAAUAUAUUGAAAAUACUCAUUCGUAUGUUCAUAAUAGAUACAAGAUUAAUAUUGAGAAGGUAUUUGUUAUUAAUCGAGCAGGAGAAGCUCUGCGAUACGCUAAUCGAACGAGAGGAAUUAACAACAAAAUGCUUCUAUGGCAUGGAACUAAACUGACAAACAUCGCAAGUAUUUUACUGAAGGGCUUAAGGAUCCCGAGAAAAAAUUCUAAUUCUACUACUCACAUGUUUGGGCGAGGAAUUUAUUUCGCGGAUGUAGUUUCGAAAUCUGCGAAUUACUGUAAAGCUAAGGGACGGAAUUCAAAAGGUCUUUUGUUACUUUGUGAAGUUGCCUUGGGUAACGUGGAAGAAAAGUUUGAAGCGGACAAUAAUUUGGUUCUGCCAAAACGCAAGCAUUCAGUUUUAGCAAGAGGACGUCAUGUUCCUGAUCCCGAGGACUGUGGAGAAAUUUCUCCCGGUGUAAAGGUGCCAUUUGGUGAAAUAAAGAAGCAACAAUGCAAUGGAAUAAAACCGAGGCUUAUUCACAACGAGUACGUAGUUUACGACACUGCGCAGAUUAAAAUUAAGUACUUGGUUCAAAUAAAUUUCGAUACUGAACCUCUUCAACGUAUUUAAUUUAUUUUCAGUUCAUUUAAUUUUUUUUUAUAUGGUUUUCUAUCUUACUAUUAAUUUUAUAAAUUUUAUUAUAAAUGACGUUUAGUUUUGUUUUGCUCACAACUAUAUUUUUUUAUUUACGUAAAGACAAAAAAAUUUAAAGUAAAAAUUUACUUUAUGUUUGCAUUAAUGAUGAUAAUUUUUUGAUAACCGAAUGAUAAAUUGAGUUUUCUUAUUUUUGUUAAAAAAUUGGUACGGUAUUAAUUGUAUUAGUCUGAAACUAUCAUCGGUUAUUUAAUUUAACAAACUCACAAUUGUUGUAAGAAGCAUUUAAGUUAACAAAUUU